This is a messenger RNA of Pygocentrus nattereri (red-bellied piranha), 4833 nucleotides long. RefSeq names its product TAF2 RNA polymerase II, TATA box binding protein (TBP)-associated factor (gene taf2). Bases 345 to 3974 code for a protein of 1209 amino acids. The transcript has 26 exons. The record is from RefSeq and is a predicted model, not a curated record. Gene Ontology annotation, cellular component: transcription factor TFIID complex. Lineage: Eukaryota; Metazoa; Chordata; Actinopteri; Characiformes; Serrasalmidae. Gene Ontology annotation, biological process: transcription initiation at RNA polymerase II promoter. Gene Ontology annotation, molecular function: transcription cis-regulatory region binding; chromatin binding; RNA polymerase II general transcription initiation factor activity.
AUCACAACAUCCGGCGCGCUGGUUCCGCUGCGCGGCGGCGGAGAGAGAAGGGGCAACUGAGUCGUUUAAAUGAGUUAAAAUGAGCCGUUUAACAUUAAACUAGUUCACUAAAAUAGUUUAUUCCUUAUCCUUAAACUCGCCGGCUUUAAUCCCGUCACCAAACCGCGGUCUGCCGUUCACGGUUUGCGGUGUUUCAGCGCUCAGUCUGAGGACUAAAGACAUGUUUGAAUUAAACGCCUUCGGUUUCUGGCCUGAAACACUUAAAAUGGAUUUAUUUCUGUGAGGAGUCGCAUUUCCUGCCCGGGCUUCUCUUCGUGAACCUCCAGCUACAGAAAGACCCCAGAAUGAACCGAAAGAAAGACAAAGGCUUCGAGAGUCCGCGACCUUACAAACUAACCCACCAGGUGGUCUGCAUCAACAACAUCAACUUUCAGAGGAAGUCCGUUAUUGGUUUUGUGGAACUCACCAUCUUUCCCACUGUGGUGAACCUCAACCGCAUCAAACUCAACAGCAAGCAAUGCAGGAUUUACAGAGUGCGAGUGAAUGACUUGGAGGCACCUUUCAUUUACAAUGAUCCCACGCUGGAGGUCUGCCACCAUGAGUCCAAGCAGCGGAACCUGAACUAUUUCUCUAGCGCCUACUCUGCAGCAGUCAGUGCUGUGGACCCAGAUGCUGGAAAUGGGGAGCUGUCCAUUAAAGUCCCUUCAGAGCUCUGGAAGCAAGGGGAUGAGAUGAAAGUGCUGAAGGUGUAUAUUGAGUUUUCCCUGGACCAGCCAAAGGGAGGGCUCCAUUUUGUUGUACCUGACGUGGAGGGCAGCAUGGCGGAGAGAGGAGCUCAUGUUUUCUCCUUUGGAUAUCAGAAUUCCACACGGUUCUGGUUCCCCUGUGUGGACUCCUACUCGGAGCUGUGCACGUGGAAGCUGGAGUUCACUGUGGACGCCUCCAUGGUGGCAGUGUCCUGUGGAGACUUGGUCGAGACCGUCUACACUCAUGACAUGCGCAAGAAGACCUUCCACUACAUGCUGGCCAUCCCCACAGCUGCACCCAACAUUUCUCUGGCCGUAGGACCCUUUGAGAUCCUCGUGGACCCUUACAUGCAUGAGGUGACUCAUUUCUGCCUGCCCCAGCUGCUGCCCCUGCUGAAGCAUUCCAUGUCCUUCCUGCACGAGAUCUUUGAGUUCUAUGAGGAGAUUCUCACAUGCCGCUAUCCAUACUCUUGCUUUAAGACUGUCUUUAUUGAUGAGGCCUAUGUGCAGGUGUCAUCCUACGCAUCCAUGAGUAUCUUCAGUACAAACCUGCUCCACAGCGGAAUGAUCAUAGACCAGACCCCCUUGACACGACGCUGCCUGGCACAGGCCUUGGCCCAGCAGUUCUUUGGCUGCUUCAUCUCACGGAUGUCUUGGUCUGAUGAAUGGGUCCUAAAGGGGAUAUCAGGCUAUAUAUAUGGCCUCUACCUGAAGAAGACUUUCGGAGUCAAUGAGUAUCGCCACUGGAUCAAAGAGGAACUGGACAAGAUCGUGGAUUAUGAACUGAAGACAGGAGGAGUCUUGCUGCACCCCACUUUUACAGGAGGAAAAGAGAAAGAGAACCCAACUCCCCACUUGCAUUUCUCCAUCAAACACCCCCACACACUGUCCUGGGAGUAUUAUAAAAUGUUCCAGUGCAAAGCCCACCUGGUCAUGAGACUGAUUGAGAACCGGAUCAGUAUGGAAUUCAUGCUGCAGGUGUUCAAUAAGCUGUUGAGCCUGGCCAGCACAGCUUCGUCACAGAAAUACCAGUCGCACAUGUGGAGCCAGAUGCUCUUGUCCACCUCUGGCUUCCUGAAGUCCAUCUCCAACGUGUCAGGGAAGGACAUCGGCCCCUUGAUUAAGCAGUGGGUAGACCAGAGUGGGGUGGUGAAGUUCUUUGGUAGUUUUGCCUUCAACAGGAAAAGGAAUGUGCUGGAACUGGAGAUCCGCCAGGAUUACACCUCCUCUGGCACACAGAAAUAUGUGGGCCCCAUUAAGGUGACUGUUCAGGAGCUGGAUGGAUCCUUCAACCACACUCUCCAAAUUGAGGAGAACAGUCUGAAGCAUGACAUACCCUGCCACUCCAAAAGCAGAAGGAACAAGAAGAAAAAAAUUCCUCUGAUGAAUGGCGAAGAAGUGGACAUGGACCUGUCAGCCAUGGACGCGGACUCUCCUCUGCUCUGGAUACGAAUUGAUCCGGACAUGUCCAUCCUGCGGAAAGUAGAGUUUGAGCAGGCUGACUUCAUGUGGCAGUACCAACUCCGCUAUGAGCGGGAUGUGGUGGCUCAGGAAGAGGCAAUCUCAGCCCUUGAGAAAUUCUCCACGGCCGCUUCUCGCCUAGCCCUCACUGACAUCCUGGAGCAAGACCAGUGCUUUUACAAAGUGCGCAUGCAGGCCUGCUUCUGCUUAGCCAAGAUUGCCAACGCCAUGAUGAGCACCUGGACAGGGCCUCCUGCAAUGAAGUCUCUCUUCACUCGCAUGUUCUGCUGCAAAAGCUGCCCGAACAUUGUCAAGACCAACAACUUCAUCAACUUCCAAAGCUACUUCCUGCAGAAGACCAUGCCAGUGGCCAUGGCUUUGCUCAGGGAUGUGCACAACCUCUGUCCUAAAGAGGUGCUGAACUUCAUUCUGGAUCUCAUCAAGUACAAUGACAACAGGAAGAAUAAGUUUUCAGACAACUACUACCGCGCAGAGCUGAUUGAUGCUCUGACCAACUCGCUGACUCCAGCCAUCAGCAUCAACAAUGAGGUCCGCACAGUGGACAGCCUGAACCCAGACGUGCGCCUCAUCCUGGAGGAGAUCACCCGUUUCCUCAACAUGGAGAAACUGCUGCCCAGCUACAGGAACACUAUUACUGUCAGCUGUCUUCGUGCUAUCCGGAUGCUGCAGAAGAACGGCCAUAUUCCUAGUGACCCCAGCCUGUUUAAGUCUUAUGCAGAAUACGGUCAUUUUGUGGACGUGAGGAUAGCCGCCCUGGAGGCCUUGGUGGACUAUACCAGAGUUGACAGGAGCGCCGACGAAUUUCAGUGGCUGUUGGAAAUGGUCCAGAAUGACCCAUUACACUACGUCAGACAUAAGAUUCUUAGUAUGCUGGCCAAAAAUCCACCCUUCACCAAAGCAGCAGAGUCUUCCCUAUGCAAUGAAGCUCUAGUGGACCAGUUGUGGAAGCUGAUGAAUUCAGGCACGUCUCAUGACCGGCGCCUACGCUGUGAUGCGGUGAACCUUUAUCACACUCUGUUUGGACUGACAAGGCCCUCAUGCCUACCUCUUCCUGAGCUGGGCUUGGUGCUCAACCUGAAGGAGAAGAAGGCUGUCCUUAACCCUACCAUCAAACCUGAGCAGGGCUCUGGAGGCCCAGAGCUGCCCCCUGCUGUGGUCUUCACUAGCAGUGUAAGCUCACAAGAGACACUGGAGGAGGAGCAUGUUGUCAUGGAACCACCAUUGGGUGGGAUGGUUCUACCUUCUCAGGGUCUGAAGAGGAAGGCAGAGACUCCGCUGGCUUCGCCCCCUGAACCUGGGCAGGUGUUGCAAGAGGAGCCUGUGGUCAAAGGAGGUGUCAAGAGCAGAUUUCCAACUCAAGAGGAGGAAGAUAUUGAUAUGGACACAGUUCAUGACAGUCAGGCUUUCAUCUACCACCAUCUCAACAUGCUGGACAGGCCUUCCACACCAGGUAGGGAACCUCCCACAAUGGAGCAGACCAUUAUGUCCAUGCCGGCCACGCCUGUACCUUUGUUCAGCAAAGAAAGCACGUUGUCCUUGAAGCAUGGUGGGGAGCACCACCAUCACCAUCAUCACCACCACCACCAUGAGCACAAGAAGAAGAAGAAGAAGCACAAGCAUAAACAUAAACAUAAGCACAAGCAUGACAGCAAAGACAAGGACAAAGAGAAGGAGCGUGACUCCCACACCUUCAGCAACAGCCCGGCCAGUGGUCGCUCCAUGCGCUCGCCCUCUCUGUCUGACUGAUCAGACCAAGAUAGGACUUCGUUUUGGCACCGUAUUUUUUGUUAUGAUUAGUGGUUUUACACUUUGGAUCCAGUCUGCAGGAUGAAAGCUGCUGGUAAACAGUAGUAAUUAGCAUACAUUUUCUUCUCAAUAUGACCACCAAUUGCACUUAGGUCAAUAGGAGAAGUUCAGUGACGUUACUAGCCAGAUCAGUUAAUGACUGACCCUUUUUUUAGGGGGGGGGGUUUGAGCCAGCGAUUCCACCACUCACACAGCCUUCAGUUUCAGCCUUAAACUGUCCUUGUUACUAGUGUGAGAAUAGCCCUCAGUUUCUUCUUCAGUGUAGUCACUAACUACUCGGACUCUUCACAUGCUCAUAACCACACACACCUCUCACCACAAGGACCACUUGAAGCCAUCUUGACCGAUAAAUGGCAGUAUUCUGCUGAGUACUUUUAUGAGGGAAUUUUUCACUGGGCAGGCUCUCGAGCUCUGUUAAUGCAUCGGUAGUGCUUCAUUAGCUACUGGAAAUUGUGGAGAUUGAAAACUGUAAACUUAUAUAAGGCAUGAAAAGCAGAAAAAGUUGAGCAGCCCCCACUUUGACCUGAGUUCACACUAGGAGCGGUUUAAAAUGGACUUUGUGAACAGACUUGUCCAUCAUAUUUGACUGCUGUAUUAUACUUUUCAGAAGCCACGUGUUACUUUUGCUCUGCUUCAUGCUGACACUCUCUCUAGCUGUGUUUUAAUUUCUUUUUACUUCACUGUAGUGAUUUUUAAAAUCUUGCUGUUCAGUAGAGUUUUGUCAUCUCUUUUAUAUCUGUGAUGUUCAAAAUAAAAAUGUCACAAAGAACUGAUUAAUAAAAAAUGUCUUUACCAUUAA